GGAAGCCUCCACCAGUCGUACCAAAGCCGGCGCGUGCGCACCACGCGUUCGUUAUUCAAAUUUCCACACUCAAUGCGAUCGCGAACGCGACGUUUCGUCUCCUAGUCUUUUUGUUUUAAUUUCGUUUAAAUGGAAGUAUUGAGGACACACCUCAUUUACUAUUGUAGCGAUUCUUUUUAAAAUGGUGUGAAUAUGCUUUGUUAAACAAUAAAAGAAGUGUUAGUUCUACUUUCUUAAACUUUAAACAAAACAUAUCCUAAUUGAGCAUUUGAUGUUGGACAUAAUUAAGUGAAAGACGUUUCAGUAAUAGAAGAGCCCCCGAAAAUUGUGAUGAAAAAUGUUUAAACAAGAAUUUAUAUUAUUGGUGUGUGCGUAUGGUGUGCUGGCCGCAUUAGACGGCUACAGUCCACAGCAAGACCCAGACCAGUUCCACAUACAAACUGAUGAUGAUGACGAACGUUACUUCUUGUACCAGACACACAACGGCCAAUAUCGUAAGGAGAGAAGGCUCAAAGAUGGAUCUGUCGUCGGUACAACCGGCUGGGUAGGAGCAGAUGGUUACUUGCGUCUCCAGGAUUACAUAGCUGACAACCAAGGCUACAGGAUUUACAAAUCCAAAACGGUUUAUGUUGGACAAAACCGACCAAUUGGAGAAUCCUUGCAAAUAGCCAAGACUGCCCCGACAGAUUCUGGCUAUGGGAUCACACCGGCACCAGCGCCUGCAGUACACCGCAAUCGUGGACCCCCGCGGUACACCACAUCCACUGCAGCUCCACCGCCGUCCUCCUCAUACGGCCCACCGAGUUCUUACCCUCACGAAGUAUCAGUAACCCCUGCGCCCCCAACAUACCCACAUCCAACGUCCACACCACAGGUGUACGUGUCACCUAACUCUAUCGACUCGUCUACUACAACUUACGACUUCAGACCCACAGUGACUCCGAUCACAGCUAGUGAAGCUACAACGACGCGCAGUCCGUAUGACUACGAUUCGUCCAACACUAACACGCUUGAUGAUGAGUAUCACGCCAGCGACAGCCAACGCUAUGAUGUGUAUAAUCCUAAUUCGUACAGACACGCCGACGCCUGGCUGAGGCGACAGCAACAACUUCAACAGCAACAACAAGCAGGAGUUAAAAUUGGCGAUGGCUACACUCCUCAGUUCUCGACGUAUGACGGUACAGCGUUCAGGAGAAACGGAUUCCGCUACUACCUCCCAAAGCAGUACCAUGAAGAAGAGGGAGGCGACACCAACGAGCGGACUGGAAGUUUCGGUUAUGUAGACCCGUUCGGUAUUCGUCGAGUGAUAUACUACAAUACUGCGCCUGGUGAAGGCUUCCAAAUACGCAAAAACAAUAGGUAUGUGGGUCACGAUGCGACCCCCUAUGACCCUAGACCCGUGAAUUGACGUAGCAAAUGUGUGUACAUACAUGUGAGAAUUUGAAGUUACCUAAUUAUUUAUUUAUCAGUAUUGUUAGUUCCCAUGAACUAUUUAUGUAAUAAAGGAGACAAAACGAUUAAAUCGAACGAUGCGAACAAGUCUUAGCCAUUAAAUUGAUAAAUGUAAGUAAGUGUUAUUGUACGACAAAAGAGUUUGGGUCAUAAAAUACUUAAGUCAAUUAACUGAAAUGAUUUUUGUUUGUGACUGUUAAUUUCACAUACAAAAAUCUUUAUUUCUUAUUUUUCAGUGCCAUUGUACUAAAUGUAAGUACAGUAUACCGGUAAUAAAUUAUAUGCUAUUGUAAACAUCAUAAUAGUUAUCCUAUGCCUAUAAUAUAUGUUUAAACUUAACUGUAACAAAAUAUGGUUGACACAUUACAUGAAUAUCGUGAAACUGUGACGUUACGUUGUGUUAUUUACAUCAACAUAUUGAAUAUUAUGUAAAAUUAAAUAAUACAAAAAAUACCGUUAAUUUAUUUGAAAUUAUCAUCAAAGAAGGACAACCACUGGUCAUUAUGUCUAAAAACGUUGUAAGGUCUUUGAACUCAUCUUGAUUGUCAUCUAAAUGGAUUUCCUUGCAAAUGGACGGCGUAGGCGCAGCUUUAAGACUAAAUGAUUCUGGUAUAACCUUUUAAAGUAUGUAACUUCAAUAUAUCAGUAACGAGGAUCAAGAGCAGUAAUUUCACGGAACACAACUAUGUAGUCACUAAACAUAUAUUUUUUAACUUCACCCUAAAACGAUUUAUAUAGUUUAUUUAUGUAAACAAAUAAAUCAGUUAUUCUACGUACUCUUUCAUAAAUAAAUAUACUAAGCCGGGUGCAUGUUAUUAAAUGUUAUUGCGAAUAAUUUGUCAUUUUUAAGAAUAUUUUUUUCAAACAAUGACAACUUGUUGCAAUGACUAGAGAUAGUGCUGUGGGUAAUAAUUUAAAUUUGUUAUUUGUAAUAAAAUUAUUUGUGUGUAAUCGAAAUUCUUAACUUAAUGCCUUCUGUUUUUAAUACUGUACUUUCUUUUAAUUAUUAUGUAAAAUUGCACAGCAUGUAUUUAUACUAAUUUUAUUGUUUUAAUUUAAGUACGAACCUACAUAAAUAAUUUGUUAACAA
Molecule: messenger RNA, 2542 nt
Organism: Helicoverpa zea (corn earworm)
Lineage: Eukaryota; Metazoa; Arthropoda; Insecta; Lepidoptera; Noctuidae
Exons: 5
Coding region: 338-1408 (356 amino acids)
Cellular component (GO): chitin-based extracellular matrix
Molecular function (GO): structural constituent of chitin-based larval cuticle
Source: RefSeq, a predicted model, not a curated record